Pungitius pungitius (ninespine stickleback) is the source of this 1088-nucleotide messenger RNA. It is a transcript of the gene snx10b, whose product is annotated as sorting nexin 10b. Gene Ontology annotation, cellular component: endosome. The record is from RefSeq and is a predicted model, not a curated record. The transcript has 5 exons. Gene Ontology annotation, biological process: intracellular protein transport; vesicle organization; cilium assembly. NCBI's taxonomy places the organism in Eukaryota, Metazoa, Chordata, Actinopteri, Perciformes, Gasterosteidae. Bases 62 to 697 code for a protein of 211 amino acids. Gene Ontology annotation, molecular function: phosphatidylinositol phosphate binding.
UCAAUAAAACAUUUCCUCUGUUUCACAACGUAGUCAGUUCAGUGUCUCUCCUGCCUUCUCUAUGCCGCAGGUGGUCAGUGUCUGGGUGCGGGACCCACGGAUUCAAAAGAAUGACUUUUGGCAUGCCUACAUUGACUACGAAAUUUGUUUGCAUACCGACAGCGUGUGCUUUACCAAGAAGAUCUCGACCGUGAGAAGGAGGUUCAGUGAGUUUGUAUGGCUCAGGCAGAAGCUAAAAGCAAACUCACAGCUAAUGGCGCGGCUUCCUAAGCUGCCCCCAAAGAACCCCUUCUUCAGCCUGAACAACAGCCAACAGAUCACUGAGCGGAUGAAAGGGCUCCACAGGUUUUUGGAACAGAUCCUGCAGAACCCUCUGCUGUUGUCGGACAGCUGCCUGCAUCUUUUCCUGCAGUCCCAGCUGAGCGUGUCCAAGAUGCAGGCCUGUGCCGCUGGACGGACCCACUACUCCGUGGCCCAGGCGCUGCAGCGCUGCAGUCUGCGGCGGUUCCACUCUGAAGAGGAUCUGCAGAAGGACCUCAGCAUGUCUUGUGACUCUGACUCGGACAGCUCAGAGUGUACAGAUCCAGAGCUUCGGAACAAAGCUUUUCCAACGAACAAAGCAGACGGUGCGGCUUCAUCUGAUCUCGUGGGAACCAGCCAGGAGAAAACCAUCAGCUGCUCAUGUGGUUCUACAUGAGAACGUCGUCGUUAUCAAAGGGGAUGUCUGGACCUGUGAAAAAUACACUGCCUGUUACCCUGACCAACGGCACUAUAAGUAUUUUGCUUUGCUUGUUAUAUUGUCAUUGGGACAUUUCAGUUUGAACCAUGUACAGUAAAUAGUAAUAUGAAACUUCUGUAUACCCAUAAAAUGUGCUGAACCAGUAAAUUUGUAUAGCCCUGAAGAUGGCAGUGUUGGUACAUCAAUCUGUUUGUAUAAUUACUUAUGCCAUGAGUAUAUAUACAUAUAUCGCAACUGUCUAUAUUUAUGGACAGUUGCGUCUCUAAUUGUGGUCAUUCAGAAGGUGUAUUUUUACCAAAUAUGUGCAGAUUAAAAGUCAAUACGUUAAACUGUGACCGCCUGAUUCUCU